Molecule: messenger RNA, 964 nt
Organism: Phacochoerus africanus (Common warthog)
Lineage: Eukaryota; Metazoa; Chordata; Mammalia; Artiodactyla; Suidae
Gene: BCDIN3D
Product: BCDIN3 domain containing RNA methyltransferase
Exons: 2
Coding region: 33-941 (302 amino acids)
Biological process (GO): miRNA metabolic process; negative regulation of pre-miRNA processing
Cellular component (GO): cytoplasm
Molecular function (GO): RNA methyltransferase activity; O-methyltransferase activity
Source: RefSeq, a predicted model, not a curated record
UCCGCGGGGACCCAGAGGUCAGACUGAGACUCAUGGCGGCGUCCAGGAAGCAGGCUGCCGGGAGCGUUGACGAGGCUACGGCAGAAGAGGAACCACGAGUUCUGGAACCCGGGGCCGCCCCAUUCGGAAAUUUCCCUCAUUAUUCCCGCUUCCACCCUCCAGAGCAACGGCUCCGCCUCCUUCCCCCAGAGCUGCUUCGCCGACUCUUCCCUCAGAGUCCCGAGACAAGGCCGAUCCUGGGGCUCGACGUGGGUUGUAACUCCGGGGAUUUGAGUGUGGCCCUAUACAAACAUUUCCUUCCCUUACAUGAUGGGGAGACCUGCUCAGAUGCCUCAAGAGAACUCCAUCUCCUCUGCUGCGACAUAGAUCCUGUCCUGGUGGAACGAGCUGAAAAAGAAUGCCCUUUUCCUGAUGGCUUGACCUUUAUUACCCUGGACUUUAUGAAUCAAAGGACCCGGAAAGUUCUCUUGAGCUCUUUCUUAAGCCAGUUUGGAUGCUCAGUUUUUGAUAUUGGCUUCUGCAUGUCUAUAACCAUGUGGAUUCAUCUGAACCAUGGGGACCAAGGUCUAUGGGAGUUCCUGGCCCACCUUUCUUCCCUAUGCCGCUACCUCCUUGUGGAGCCACAGCCCUGGAAGUGUUAUCGGGCAGCUGCAAGGCGUCUUCGGAAGCUGGGCCUCCAUGAUUUUGACCACUUCCGCUCCCUUGCCAUCCGAGGAGAUAUGGCCAAUCAGAUUGUGCAGAUCUUGACCCAAGACCAUGGCAUGGAAUUCGUAUGCUGCUUUGGCAAUACCAGCUGGGACCGAAGCCUUCUGCUCUUCAGGGCAAAACAAACCACAGAGACUCAUCCCAUCCCUGAAUCACUGAUAGAAGAAGGGAAAGAAAGGAACAGAUUAAGAUUCUGGAAACAGAUGGGAGGGUUGGAAGACCAGGGUAGAUAUUAAAAGGGUUUUAUACUAAGAAUUAA